AUCGUUCCUCUUGCGACGUAGCCAAUAGAAAGUUACGUUACGCCACGCCGCUUUCGCGGGAGACUUGAUGUGGCUCGCGGCCGAUCAAGAAAGCCUUGCUCGAGCUAAUGUUAUAGCAUCAUGCGCCGAUCGGCAGCUCCCAGCCAGCAGUAUGGAAAUGUGACCAAGAGGCCCAGGUUUGUUCCCCCGGGGGCCACCCAGUCCAGCCCAGGUCCCAGGCCAGGGCCAGCAGCAAAACAACCUCAGCCCAUGGCAUGCAGCACAAUUAACCAGGUACGAAAGUCUGUUCCUGAGCAGAAACGUGAAGCUUCUGUCCUGUCUAAUGCACUGGCAAAAAUUCUAAAUGCUGUUCCACUGGGAGAGUCCAAAGAGAAUUGCACAGUGCUGCAGAAUUGCUCCCCUUUACCCUGCAGUGAGCAGCAUCCCCCAGAGGACAAACUCAGCGCUGGUUUCCAGCGCCCAUUGGAGGACCCCCUGCCUCCAUGUCCCAGCAGGCCCGGCGUUUCUCCCCCGGGUCCGAACCCCCCGCGCGUGUCGCAGACGGGUCACGCCGGGCCGGACUGCGGCGCCCGGUACUUCAGUGUGAUGUGGUGCAAGGCGUCCAAGAAGAAGCACAAGAGGUGGGAGGGGGACGCGGUGCUGGUGGCGCGGGGGCGGAGCGUCGUCCUGAAGGACAUGGAGGGCAAGGACAUCGGGAGAGGCACCGGCUACAAGUCCUCGGAGCUGGAGAGCCUGACGGAGGGCCAGUCUCUGAUGGUGGGCGGGAAGGAGGUGGAGGUGAUGGGCACCGUCUCCGCGGAGGACUUUCGUAGCGGACGCUGCUUCCAGGAGGCGGGGACCGAGACGUCGGCGACGGAGGCCCCGCCCGUUCGAAACCCCGUAUCCAAGCCCUUUUCCAGACCCUCGCUGAAGGGGGGCGGGGUGAACCAGCGAGCCCCGCCCCCAGAGGGGCUGGCCUGCGGGCCUCGACACGACCCUCUUGCACCAGGAGCCCUGGUCAUGCCGAGGCCCACAGAGAACCACCAGUGGGUGUUUAACAAAGCUGGCCUGCCCGUGGUGGACGUCGUGGUGGACCCGCACCUCACCGCACACCUCAGGCCCCACCAGAGGGAGGGUGUGGUCUUCCUGUACGAGUGCAUCAUGGGAAUGAGGGCGGGUUCCCGGCACGGGGCGAUCCUGGCGGACGAGAUGGGCCUGGGGAAGACCCUGCAGUGCAUCGCGCUGGUGUGGACGCUGCUGCGGCAGGGGCCCUAUGGGGGCCGGCCGAUGGCCCGCCGCGUGCUGGUGGUCACCCCCGGCAGCCUGGUGAAGAACUGGGCGGCCGAGUUCCAGAAGUGGCUGGGGAGAGAGAGGAUAAGCGUCUUCACUGUGGAUCAGGACCACAAGGUGGAGGAGUUUGUGAACUCGCCCCUGUGCAGCGUGCUGGUGAUCAGCUACGAGAUGCUGCUGCGCUCGGUGGAGCAGGUGGAGCGGGUGGAGUUCAGCCUGCUCAUCUGCGACGAGGGCCACCGGCUGAAGAACAGCAGCAUCAAGACCUCCUCCGCCCUCAGCGGCCUGGCCUGUGUGCGCAGGGUCAUCCUCACGGGGACUCCGGUUCAGAACGACCUGCAGGAGUUCUACUCCAUCAUUGAGUUUGUGAACCCAGGGGUGCUGGGCUCGUCUGCGGCCUACAGGAAAGUGUACGAGGAGCCCAUCCUCUGGUCCCGCCAGCCCUCCGCCACCGAGGAGGAGAGGCGCCUGGGGGAGGAGCGCGCGGCGGAGCUGGGCCGCCUCACGGGCCUGUUCAUCCUGCGCCGCACGCAGGAGAUCAUCAACCGCUACCUGCCGCCCAAGCGGGAGUGGACCCUCUUCUGCCGGCCCGCGCCCCUGCAGCUGGAGCUGUACCGCCGCCUCCUGUCCCACCGCCUGGUCCGCGCCUGCCUGCAGGGGGCGCUGGAGAACAGCCCGCACCUGGCCUGCAUCGGGGCCCUCAAGAAGCUCUGCAACCACCCCGGCCUGCUCUACGCCACCAUCCAGGAGAAGGAGUCUGUACGAGUGGAACAUUCCGGUUCAGAGGUCUCCCUGUAUGAAGGCUUGGGGGAGCUGUUCCCUGAGGCCUACUCCACCGGAGGCCUUAACAUCGGCGACUCUGGCAAGCUCCUGGUCCUCACCGACCUGCUGGCUGCCGUCCGCCAACUCAGCCCCUCCGACAGGGUGGUGCUGGUGUCCAACUACACCCAGACCCUGGACCUGCUGGGGGACAUGUGCUCUCACCUGGGCUACAGCUGCUGCCGGCUGGACGGACAGACGCCGGUGGCCCAGAGGCAGAAGCUGGUGGACCGGUUCAACGGCAGGUUCGCCACGGACUUCGUCUUCCUGCUCAGCUCCAAGGCCGGGGGCGUGGGGCUCAACCUGGUCGGCGCCUCCCAUCUGGUCCUAUACGACGUUGACUGGAACCCGGCCAAUGACAUGCAGGCGAUGGCCAGAGUGUGGAGAGACGGACAGAAGAAGACCGUCCACAUCUACCGCUUCCUUACCGCAGGCACCAUAGAGGAGAAGAUCUACCAGAGGCAGGUGAGUAAGCAGGGUCUCUCGGGCGCGGUGGUGGACCUGUCCAAACGGGCCGAGCACAUCAGCUUCUCCAGCGAGGAGCUGCGCGACCUCUUCACCCUGCACGAGGACUCGGACUGCGUGACCCACGACCUGCUGAGCUGCAGCUGCCACGGCGACGGCAGUCAGCCGGGUGCGGUUGAGGAGGCGAGACCCGUGGAGGAGAGGCCCUGUCAGCUGGGUCGCCGUGGUGACAGACGCAGCUCGCAGAAGCACCUUACCAUGUCCGAGCUCAUGCAGUGGAGACACUAUUCGGGCAAGGUCCCCUCCUUCUCUGACGCCUACCUGGACAGAGCGAGGACCCACGUCACAUUCGCCCUCCAGAGCGCCACCACUGAGGGGGAGGUCCCUUCCGCGCCAGGCCCCGCCCACAUCUGACAACAGAGGAAAAAACCACUCCCCAAGUUUGACGGUCAGCCUUCAUUUGGAAAAGCUUAAAUCACUGGUGUCUACAAAGACUGUAUUGGAUGGACACAUUAAACAAUUGUCAUUUUUAAUGAAUUCUGUUUUGGAAUGUU
This is a messenger RNA of Anguilla anguilla (European eel), 3107 nucleotides long. RefSeq names its product RAD54 homolog B (gene rad54b). Gene Ontology annotation, molecular function: DNA translocase activity; ATP binding; ATP-dependent chromatin remodeler activity. Gene Ontology annotation, biological process: reciprocal meiotic recombination; double-strand break repair via homologous recombination. NCBI's taxonomy places the organism in Eukaryota, Metazoa, Chordata, Actinopteri, Anguilliformes, Anguillidae. Gene Ontology annotation, cellular component: nucleus. The transcript is spliced from 15 exons. The coding region runs from base 121 to 2967 and encodes 948 amino acids. The record is from RefSeq and is a predicted model, not a curated record.